GCCAAUCUCUGCGCGUGUAGGUCCCUGAUUCACACAAUAAUUUUAGGUUUACCCGCCCGACCAGCCGAUGGUCUUCAAUCCCCAAAACCCCAAUGCUCCGCCGAUCUACCCUUGCGGGAUCUGCCACAAGGAGGUCCAUGACAACGAUCAGGCCAUCCUCUGUGAGUCUGGGUGCAACUUCUGGUUCCACAGGGUCUGCACAGGAUUGACAGAGGGUGCAUACCACCUGUUGACGGGUGAGGUGUAUGCCGAGUGGGUGUGCGACAAGUGCCUCAACUCGAAAAAUAUACCACUGGUCAAGUUCAAACCAUGAGGACGAGCAAUGGACAUGUAAAGGGAUCAGCUGGGGCGAGUUUUCCCUUAUUCCCCCACCACUGCUCAUGCGCAUGUACAAGCGCAAGCAGUCAGCAGA
Penaeus monodon (black tiger shrimp) is the source of this 412-nucleotide messenger RNA. RefSeq names its product protein pygopus-like. The record is from RefSeq and is a predicted model, not a curated record. The coding region runs from base 68 to 313 and encodes 81 amino acids. The transcript is spliced from 2 exons. Lineage: Eukaryota; Metazoa; Arthropoda; Malacostraca; Decapoda; Penaeidae.